Molecule: messenger RNA, 3797 nt
Organism: Lepus europaeus (European hare)
Lineage: Eukaryota; Metazoa; Chordata; Mammalia; Lagomorpha; Leporidae
Gene: WWP2
Product: WW domain containing E3 ubiquitin protein ligase 2
Exons: 24
Coding region: 87-2693 (868 amino acids)
Biological process (GO): protein K63-linked ubiquitination; regulation of monoatomic ion transmembrane transport; negative regulation of transcription by RNA polymerase II
Molecular function (GO): ubiquitin protein ligase activity; protein binding
Source: RefSeq, a predicted model, not a curated record
CCGGCCCGAGUGCGGGCGGUGGAAGGCGGAAGUGGGAGAGGAGUUGGGCGCCGCUUCUGGGGCCGGGGCAGUUCCGUGGUGAUGACAUGGCAUCCGCCAGCUCCAGCCGGGCAGCAGUGGCCCUGCCUUUCGAGAAGUCGCAGCUCACUCUGAAAGUGGUGUCAGCAAAGCCCAAGGUGCAUCAUCGGCAGCCCCGGAUUAACUCCUACGUGGAAGUGGCUGUGGACGGACUCCCUGGGGAGACCAAGAAGACCGGGAAGCGCAUUGGGAGCUCUGAGCUGCUCUGGAAUGAGAUCAUCAUUUUGAAUGUCACGGCUCAGAGCCAUUUAGACUUGAAGGUCUGGAGCUGCCAUACCUUGAGAAAUGAACUGCUGGGCACUGCCUCUGUCAACCUCUCCAGUGUCCUGAAGAACAAUGGGGGCAAAAUGGAGAACACGCAGCUGACCUUGAACCUGCAGACGGAGAACAAAGGCAGCGUUGUGUCGGGUGGAGAGCUGACAAUUUUCCUGGACGGGCCGACUGUUGAUCUGGGAAGCGUGCCUAAUGGCAGUGCCGUGACUGACGGAUCGCAGCCGCCUUCGAGGGAAUCCAGUGGGACCGCUGUAGUACCAGACAACCGGCACCAGCCCCCCAGCACAAACUGCUUUGGUGGGAGAUCCCGGACGCACAGGCAUUCAGGUGGUUCAGCCAGAACAGCCACAGCGCCUGGCGAGCAAAGCCCCAGUACGAGGAACCGGCACCGCCAACCGGUCAAGAACCCAAGCCACGAUGGCCUGGCCAAUGGCACAGUGAAUGACGAGCCCACCGCAGCCACUGAUCCCGAAGAACCUGUUGUUGGUGUGACGUCCCCACCUUCUGCAGCCCUGAGUGUGACCCCAAGCCCCAACACCUCGUCCCUGCCUGCCCCAGCCACCCCAGCUGAAGGAGAGGAACCCAGUACCUCGGGUACACAGGUGCCAGCAGCUGCGCAGGCCCCCGAUGCUCUGCCUGCCGGGUGGGAGCAGCGAGAGCUGCCCAACGGGCGUGUCUAUUAUGUUGACCACAAUACCAAGACUACCACCUGGGAGCGGCCUCUUCCUCCAGGCUGGGAAAAACGCACAGACCCCCGAGGCAGGUUUUACUACGUGGAUCACAACACACGGACCACCACGUGGCAGCGCCCCACAGCCGAGUAUGUGCGGAGCUACGAGCAGUGGCAGUCUCAGCGCAGUCAGCUCCAGGGGGCCAUGCAGCACUUCAGCCAAAGAUUCCUCUACCAGUCUUCGAGCGCUUCGAUUGACCAUGAUCCCCUGGGCCCCCUCCCUCCUGGCUGGGAGAAGAGACAGGACAAUGGCCGGGUGUAUUACGUGAACCAUAAUACACGCACGACCCAGUGGGAAGACCCUCGGACCCAGGGGAUGAUCCAGGAGCCAGCCCUGCCGCCGGGCUGGGAGAUGAAGUACACCAGUGAGGGCGUGCGGUACUUCGUGGACCACAACACCCGCACCACCACCUUUAAGGAUCCUCGGCCAGGGUUUGAGUCGGGGACGAAGCAAGGCUCCCCUGGUGCCUACGACCGAAGCUUCCGGUGGAAGUAUCACCAGUUCCGCUUCCUCUGCCACUCCAAUGCCCUGCCCAGCCACGUGAAGAUCAGCGUCUCCAGGCAGACCCUUUUUGAGGAUUCUUUCCAGCAGAUCAUGAACAUGAAGCCCUACGACCUGCGCCGCCGGCUCUACAUCAUCAUGCGUGGCGAGGAGGGCCUGGACUAUGGAGGCAUCGCCAGAGAGUGGUUUUUCCUCCUGUCCCACGAGGUGCUCAACCCGAUGUAUUGUCUGUUUGAAUAUGCUGGGAAGAACAACUACUGCCUGCAGAUCAACCCCGCCUCCUCCAUCAACCCUGACCACCUUACCUACUUCCGCUUUAUCGGCAGGUUCAUCGCCAUGGCCCUGUACCACGGGAAGUUCAUCGACACAGGCUUCACCCUCCCCUUCUAUAAGCGGAUGCUCAACAAGAGACCCACCCUGAAGGACCUGGAGUCCAUCGACCCCGAGUUCUACAACUCUAUCGUGUGGAUCAAAGAGAACAACCUGGAAGAGUGUGGCCUGGAGCUGUACUUCAUCCAGGACAUGGAGAUCCUGGGCAAGGUGACGACGCACGAGCUGAAGGCCGGCGGGGAGAGCAUCCGCGUCACCGAGGAGAACAAGGAGGAAUACAUCAUGCUGCUGACUGACUGGCGCUUCACCCGCGGCGUGGAAGAGCAGACCAAAGCCUUCCUGGAUGGCUUCAACGAGGUAGCCCCUCUGGAAUGGCUGCGCUACUUUGAUGAGAAAGAGCUGGAGUUGAUGCUGUGUGGCAUGCAGGAGAUAGACCUGAGCGACUGGCAGAAGAACACCGUCUACCGGCACUACACCAAGAGCAGCAAGCAGGUCCAGUGGUUCUGGCAGGUGGUGAAGGAGAUGGACAAUGAGAAGAGGAUCCGCCUGCUACAGUUUGUGACCGGAACCUGCCGGCUGCCUGUUGGGGGAUUCGCCGAGCUCAUCGGCAGCAACGGACCCCAGAAGUUCUGCAUCGACAAGGUUGGCAAGGAAACCUGGCUGCCCAGAAGCCACACCUGCUUCAACCGGCUGGAUCUGCCCCCGUACAAGAGCUACGAGCAGCUGAAGGAGAAGCUGUUGUACGCCGUCGAGGAGACCGAGGGCUUCGGACAGGAGUAACGGAGCCGGCCCCUCCCCACGCCCCCAGAGCACACGUAGUUCCGAGUGCCCCUGCCCGAGAGGCCGCUGACCGCGCCGCCCUAGGGAGCCCCCGGAGGCCCACCCUGCCUGCUUGCUGGUGGCCGGAGACCCUGACCCCAGCAGGCCCUGUGGCAGCCUGGAAUAAAGCCCCUUGGCACCUUUGGCCCCCGCACCCACUGCAAAGUGUGGAGGGCUGCCUCGCUCCAGAACACCCUCCCCUCCCCUCCCCUGGGACCAGCCCUGGGUGGGCGUGGAUGGGCGAGGGUGAGCAGGAGGUCGGGCACUUGGGUUAGCGGCUGGGGUUCCCCUGGGAGGCCAUGGCCCAGCCCUCACAGCUCCUUGCUGCUGGUGCCUGCAGGAGGGCGCGGCGGACUCCUCCGGCUUCCUUUGUCCUUUUACAUAAACUUGAAGCGUCUGUGUGUGGGGUGGCUUUACGUUUCGUUUCUGGUAUGCUGCUGUCGCCCUCGGCGAGGAGCUGGGCCCUGGCUCCUGCCCCAUCCUUGGUGGAGGUGAGCUCCUGGGCGCGGUGCAGCCCCAGGCAGCCCGGAGGUGCGGCUCUUAGGAAGCCGGCCCGGCCUCUGGGGCGGCCGUGCUGCGCAGGCGCGAGGCGCUGUGGCGCGGCGGAAGGGUGUCUGGAGCUCCCGCCGGCCUCUGAUGUGGGGAUGCUGCUGUUGAUCGAAGUCUCCAAGGUGCACGGCUGCCCUGGGAUGCUGGAGCAACAGCCCCGGCGGACUGCAGGAUUCAGGGGCGAGCGGAGCACAGCCCCACCUCAGGUGGCUCCCAGCCCCUGCGUGUGUGCUCGUCUCGGGGCGCAGCUCGAGCCCUUUGUGCCCUUUGCUGUACUCCCCGCGCAGGUCACCGUGCGGGCGCUCUGCGUGGGCAGGGAGCGGGCUGCCGCGGAGGCGGGGCAGCGGCAGGCUCACGGGCGUGUCCCUGGGUGUCCGUGUGUGCGCAUACGCGAGUGUGUAUAUCUGAAGUGUCUGUGCGGAAUGCCCUGUGGUAGCCCCGGCUCGGUGGCCAGAUGGUUUUGUAACGCCCGCCCCUGCCUCGGUAUUGCCAGUUUCUUGUGCAAUAAACAAUCAG